AUGUUUCGCACUUGCUUCAAUCCUCCACAGAAGUGUGACGAAAAGACCCCCACAUGCAGCACCUGUCAGAAAGGGGGUCGCCUCUGUAGCUACGAACACCGGCAGAGGGUAACAGCGGACGAGGCCAGCAAAGUGUCCAUAUACAUACGCACCGAGGACGGGCGAGAUCAUUCCAACACUGGACUGCGCCUGAGAAGAACGCAGAAAGCUGCAUCAGGCCAGGGCAGCUUCUCGAUUCUAGCUUUGGCAAAACCCGCUGGCCCACUUUCGAAUGCCGACAGUGAACUUGCCGGUAGAUGGGCAUACAUGCUUGGACCAUUGCCCCUGGACCAGGCAUCUUCGGCGGGCUUCUAUGGCGUUUUCCGGACCAUUCCGUCCAGGCUGGGCAUAGAUCGAGUUCUGAGCGCGGCUGCUUCCUAUACCGUGGACAGCCAUUGGGCGUUUAUGACUCAAGACUCCCAGCAUCUAGAAAAGGCACGGAGAUCUGGUGUUCGCGCGACGAGAGCACUCCGACUGGCAAUCCAGAGCCCAGUCAGAGAUCUUGCAAAUGCGAUUCCUGUAGCUGUCCUAGCUCUGAAGCAUGCUGAGUACUUCAUGCAUCUACAUACCUUCACCUAUCAAUUCCACGUCAUCGCACAGAGUGCGUUGUUGAAAGCGCAAUGGAGUUCUGGUCACUGGAAUGAGCUUCAAGAAGAUAUCAUUCGUACCGUGUGGCUCGAAGAGAUCGAGGAGGCCGUCUUCGCAGGCACAACCUCCGAGCUCGACGAUCCACUGCGACAUGAAGUCAGAGCAAGAGCGCGUCUACCCGAGAACGAUCGGCCAACCGACAUGUAUCACUACUGCAUGGAACAGUGUAUCCUGAUCCCGCGACUUGUACGUCUUGUGAGGAAAUGCGCUUCGGAUCCGGACGAAUGUCUUAUUCAGGAGACCGUGAGCCUCGCCGAGCGCAUCUACGACAGAGACAAGCAAGCCUUCUAUGAAGACCUCUUACGCCAGAACACGGCAGUGGAGUCGCGGUGUCAAGGACCUUUCAAUCCCCUUGGGAGAUCACUGGUCUUUCUAUCGACACGCAUCUUCAUCUUGACUGGAAUUUAUUACAUGUACCGCAACAUGAUCUGUGGCCUGAUCUUGCGCAUGCUCGAUACUGCAACUGUCGAAGGGACCGUUUUUGAUAAGUGUGAAAUCGAGCAUGAAGAUGUUCGUGCAGCGGAGCACAUUGUCAUGUGUGUCGAGCACGCAUUCAAUUGUUCGGACGGGGACCCUCCUUUCAAGGCGAUGCGUCUCCACGACCCCAUCACGAUGGCGUUUGGCGCGUGGUCUCGUCUAGCGAAGCGAGAGUGUUUCCCAACCUGCGAAAUGUCCUCACUCGAGCGAGGACGUGGCGGGGACAUGAAGGAGUUCUGUAAAAUGGUCGUCGCUCGAAUCAUGGACAUGUGGCAUGCAGGACCUGACUUGUUGGAGAUCUUCGAAGCCACUGCGGAGGCUUUCGAAGGUGGACCUACACUGCCUGGAAUGUCUAGAAGAGGGAAGGCUUGGAGGGAGACGCUUUCUUGA
Molecule: messenger RNA, 1554 nt
Organism: Zasmidium cellare ATCC 36951
Lineage: Eukaryota; Fungi; Ascomycota; Dothideomycetes; Mycosphaerellales; Mycosphaerellaceae
Exons: 4
Coding region: 1-1554 (517 amino acids)
Biological process (GO): regulation of DNA-templated transcription
Molecular function (GO): DNA-binding transcription factor activity, RNA polymerase II-specific; zinc ion binding
Source: RefSeq, a predicted model, not a curated record